This is a messenger RNA of Symbiodinium sp. CCMP2456, 5128 nucleotides long. The record is from the annotation of a GenBank genome assembly. Lineage: Eukaryota; Dinophyceae; Suessiales; Symbiodiniaceae.
AUGAAGACCUCUCCGAACAACGUGCGCCGCAAGGUCGGCGCUGGAACCACCGCAGGGCUCGCCACGGCUGGCGUCGCCGCUGCAGCACCUCCGACGCUGCCCGACCUGGGCGUCGACGUCGGCGGUGCGAUCACCGCUGCAGCUGGUGACCUGGGCGUCGUGUUCAUGACCGUCAUCACCAUCGGCAUCGUGCUGACCGUGGCAUGGAUCGCCUGGGGCUGGCGGAAGAAGAUCCGCGGGCGAAACACCCUGGGCGUCGGAUUCAAGAAGGGCCGACCGAUGACGCACGAGGAAAUCGUGGAAGCCAGAUUGCAGGAGAUCUCGCAGCACCUCGCGAGCGGGGUUGAGUUCGUGGCGCUGGAACGUCGCAUGAAACGCCUGGCGAUCGCAGCUGCACUGACGCUCCUGGCUCCGGCCGCAUCGGCACAAGAUCCGCUGUUCGUGCGCACGACGGAUUCGGUGUGCUGGUUCGACGGCAUCAGCAAGUACCGGAUUACCUGGACCGAGCAUCACCUGGCGUUCAACCAGACGACGGGCCUGUACUACGUCGAGACCGGGUGCGUUGAUGAGGCGUUCGGCGCAGGCUCGACGCAGCAGGCGAUCCGGACCUACACCGCUGCGAUCAUGGCCGAUCCGUGCGCCGACGUCGCGGAAGUCUCGAUGGAGAUCGGCAACCCGAACUCUUACGACACCGGGUGCGGGUCCUGGCAGCCGCCGCUCGGCAUCACGGUGGGACCGGUGGCGAUGGUCGAUGUGCCUGGGCGAGGGAUCCAGCUGAACCCGCAGGGCGGGCCGGGUGGCGUCGGGAUCUCGUACCAGGUCGAGUGGUUGAACAGCUACGACUACCGCGUUGUCGCGACCGCGUCGGGUCCGAACUCGGGCGGGUCGUCGGUGGUGGUCGAACAGGGGAACCUGCUGAACCCGGUGUUCGGGCAGUCGUGCACGAAGUGCGCCGCGUUGAUCCCCGACGAUGAUCCGCCGCCGCCGCCGCCUCCGCCGCCACCGGUUCCGCCGCAUCACGGCGGGGGAGGUCCGAACGGCGAGACGGGUCCGGACUACCCGGGCGGUCCGGACAACCCGGCGGGCGUGGUGUGCUGCCAGUUCGCGGACGGCACGAACCAGGAGAUGAGUUACCAGCAGUGCGCAGACCAGGGCGGGGAGUUCUGGUACCCGGCGCCCUGUGAUGAUCCGAUCGGUUGCUGCUCGUUCGUGGAUCCGUCAACUGGCGAGUUCACCCAGGCGUCGGUGACGCACGCGGAGUGUGUCACGCUCGAAGGGACGUGGGUACCCGAGCCCUGCGAGGACGGCUGCGCCGAGUGCUGCGAGGCGAUCCGUGCGCUUCUGGAGUCGUUCACCGACGACGUUCAGGAGCCGCUGCGCAACUGGCUCCUCGAGGACUGGCCGGACUUCUCGACGCGCGUCCUGGCGGUCCUCGAGGCCACGCCGGAUCCGACUGACCCGACGAUUGAUCCGCUGGAGGAAGAAUCUUUCGAGCCCGAAGCCGAGGACGCGCUGACGGGGCUGGAGGUGCCCCAGACGACGCCGACGGCCGAAGGGUGGGAGUUCGAUGUGCUGGGGACGCAGGCGACGCUGGAGGUGUCUCUGGAUCCGCGAGCGUGGCCUGACACCGGGUUCUAUCCGCUGCUGAAGUCCGCGAUCUUCCUCGUGCGUAUCGCGUUGGUGGUCGGGCUCACGAUCCAGUUCGUGACGAUGGCGGACUUGAUCAAGUGGACGAUCGAACUCCUGCACGGCAUGGCGACCGACAUCCUGGAGUUCAUUUUCCCGGGCUUCGAUCCGCUCGCCUUGGCUGCGAUCGCCGACGGGCUCGGCCUGGCGAACCAGUACGUUCCGCUGGACCUGCUUUUCCUCUACCUGACGACGUACUUCGGGUUCUCGGCUGAUAUGGAGAACUUCCUCGCCCUGGUCAUGCUCGCGGUGCUGCUCUGCCCGCUCGCGGCCGCGCUGUUCGUCACCGUGGUCACCACACGAAUCGUCUGGAGGGUGCGGUGCGCACACUUCAUCAUCAACGAGUUCCUGCCCGAACACGACGGCGUUCACUGGUCGAACUUCCCCCUGGGCAAGGUGCCCGAGGACCACACGGUCCCGCCCGAGUACGACGGCGAGACGUUCAUCGAUCGCAUCGCGAACCGCGCCGCGGCGAUGCACGGCCUGGACGAGGAGCAGCUGCACGAGCGGAUCAAGAUGAUCCCCGAGGACGAGCUCAAGCGGUGGGAGAAGGGCGAGUCGGGACCGUGGGAGUUCUUCGAGGGCAAGAACCUUCAGGACGCGCACAUCGCGAUCGACGAGAUCCACAACUUCCUGGACCCGCAGGCGAAGGCCGAGGACAAGCGCAAGUGGCGUCAGUGGCUCGGCGAGAUCCGGCACCAGGGCGCAACGGUCGAGUUCAUCAGCCAGAGCGAUCAGAAGAUCGCGAUCGAACUGCGGCGAGAGUCGGCGCUUCUCAUCGAGCUGCAGAACACCGAGACGCUCAAGGACCCGAUCUUUAAGAUCGAACUCGGCGACUGGUACGAGCUCCGCGCGAUGCUCCUCCGCCGGUACAACUCCGGUGUCCAGGAGACGGUGUCACGCUCGGCGGUGAAGGGCCGAGGGGCGCGAGUGGGGCGGAAGUACUUCCCGCUCGAUCCGUGGUACUUCCAGUUCUACGACUCCUACAGCAAGCCGCAGAAGGGCGGCAACAAGGGCCGUGCGCAGCGCAGGCAGUGGCAGCGCCGAUCGCCUCCUGGCCUCGUCGCCUGGUUCGUCGCUCGGAACAUGCCCAAGCUCGCGCCGCGCGUCGCGAUCGCGGGGGUGAUGGUUUGGAUCCUGUUCUUCGGCGGCGGUCGGACGAUCAUGAACCAGGCGUUCACCCGCGCGCAGACGUGGGGGGCCGAGACGGCCAAGGGCGUCGGGGACGCGUACGCGAGCGAUGGCAGCGCGCAGCCGUCGGCCGAGGUGGUCGAGGCGUCGGCCACGAUGUCCCAGGCGUUGGAGUCGGACGACGAAGCGCAGAUCCUCGCAGAGCUUUUCGAGCGGCUGCGUGUGCGCUACAACGCGCUCGACGAACGGCACCGCAGGCUCCAGGACGAACACGAGCAGCUGCUCGACCAGGUCAGAGAUAUGUCGGCUCUCGUUGCGGUGACCGCGAACUCGGUCACGCUCCGCAGCGGGUACACCUACGGGAUCGGAGAGGUCAUUGACUACGGCGAAUACAGAGGGCGGAAGCUGGUCGCGAUCAACCAGGCGAAGCGGACGGCGACGCUGGACAACAACACGGUGCUUCGUCUCAUGCGCGUCGGCACUUCUUCUCGCGGGCUGCUCGACGCAGCGACGGCCGAGGAUGCCCCCUCGGACGAACCGAGCGCAGACGCUCCGCUGGUCACGCUCUCGGUGCAGGAGAUGGCGUUGGUUGAUUUCGCUCGGUACCUGGCUGAUCAGACGGGCGUGUCGAUCGUCGUCUCGGCGGGGCUCGACGCGGAGCCGGUGACGCUCGAAGUGACGGGGAUCAGCGUUGAGUCGGUCAUCGCCCUGGUCGCGCGUCGGCUGGGCGUGGAGGCGAACCAGUCGGGCGGUGUGUACUUCCUCGGUGAGCUGCGGCCCGAGGAUCGCGCGGUGUACGUCCGCAACGUGAAGCGGCUCGACGCCGAGGGGCUGCGUUCAUCGCUCCAGGUGCUGAUCUCGGCGACGGGGCGGGUGGAGACCUUCGAGGAUGGUCUGAUCGUCCUGGCCGACAAGGUGGAAGUGGUGCAGCGCGUCGCCGAUCUGAUCGACCGCAUCGAAUCCGCGCCGAGCGAGUCCUGGGUCGUGCAGCUGUACCUGGUCAGCCUCCGGGGUUUCGACUUCCGCGAGCUCGGGCUGGACGCGGUGCCCGCGGCCGAGGUCGCAUUGAGAGCGGCGAGCAGCGGGGGCAGCACCUGGCAGCUGUCGGCGGCGCUGAACGGACUACUGCGGGCCGACGCGCGCCGGGAGUCGUCCAGGAUCGUGGCGGCUCCGCUGUUCCUGCUCCUCGACGGGUCGGAGUCCAGCAUCGCUGACGGCACGGUCCUGCGGAUCCCUCAACGCACGGUGAGCAGCGAGGGCACGGUGACCGUGACGGGCUUCGAGGAGGUCCAGACGGGCCUCGACGCCGUCGUAGCCGUUCGCGAUCUCGGGCAGUCCAGGGCCACGCUCGACGUGGAUCUCUCGAUCUCGGAAGUGACGGCGUUCGUUGAAGACCUGCCCCAGGUGAACACGCAGGCAUUCCGAACGAAAGCCGCGAUCGCGAGCGGGGGCGUGUACCUGCUGGGGUCGCUGAACCGGGGCAGCUCACUCAACGGCCGGUCUGGAGCGUUCCUGUCGGUCGCACGCGACGAAGCCGAGCAGCGGGUCGUGUAUGUCUGGGCUCGCACCUACCGGAUCGGAGGGAUCAAUGCGGAACCUAUGACCGGGCUCGCCUGGUUGCAGUUUUCUAGCGAGUCGAUCGAUGUCUUCUCGAGAGCUGUCGCCGGCCUCGAGGCUCUCGCCGGCGUCGCCGAGAUGUCGAGCGAGGAUCGCGACGGCAUCGAAGAGAGCAUCCGCGACUUCAGACUGCGUUUGUCGAUGCUUUCGGGUCACUGCUUCGACUCGAAGCACUACCGCCGCGAACAUCGGCACCUGCAGCACCUGACACGCGGGAUCGCUCUCGACCUGGUCGAGUGCUCGGCUUUGUUCAAAGAAACGCAAGAGCAGAAAACGACCGACGAUCCCGAUCAGACGGGGACCGUAUCGGAGAACCCAUCAGGAGACUGCAUGCCAAGGCGCAAGAAGAAUGCGGCGACGACGCCGAACAAGUUCCGCGAUGAGAUGUAUGACGCCGUUCAGAAGCACGGCCCGCUGGUGUCGACGGGGAUCGCGGCCUCGUUGAUCGGGAUCAGCCCGCAAGCGCUGGCCGAGGUGAUGACGCGGCACCGGUUCGCCUAUGUCGUCGUCCGAACCCCGGACGGUCGCACGCACAACCUGAUUCCGCUCGCGACCUGCACGGAGAUCAUCAACGAGCGCAAGACGCGGCAGCAGUACGUGUUCGGCUCGGGGUACCACGCCGUCGAUCGCCCGCCGUCGGGCGGUUCGGUGGAGGUGUCGCCGCUGCCAGCGAGCAAGGCGAAAGCAUCGCGAC